Rhinopithecus roxellana (golden snub-nosed monkey) is the source of this 1058-nucleotide messenger RNA. It is a transcript of the gene MTRNR2L3, whose product is annotated as MT-RNR2 like 3. The transcript is spliced from 2 exons. Gene Ontology annotation, molecular function: receptor antagonist activity. Gene Ontology annotation, biological process: negative regulation of execution phase of apoptosis. The record is from RefSeq and is a predicted model, not a curated record. NCBI's taxonomy places the organism in Eukaryota, Metazoa, Chordata, Mammalia, Primates, Cercopithecidae. The coding region runs from base 461 to 535 and encodes 24 amino acids.
CCAAAGGCAGCCACUAAUUAAGAAAGCAUUUAAGCUCAGUAUCUAACUAUCUUAAAUUCUAACCAGUCUACUGAACUCCUAACAUCACAUCGGACUAAACUAUUACUUAAUAGAAGCAAUAAUGUUAAUAUAAGUAACAUGAAGACAUUCUCCAUUGCAUAAGCUUACAACAGACCGGAGCAACCCACUGACAGUUAACAGCCCAAUACUAAUAAAUGAUAUAAUAAACACCCUAUUAUUUGCACUGUUAACCCAACACAGGCAUGCUCUAAGGAAACAUUACAAAAAGGUAAGAAAGGAACUUGGCAAAUCCUACCCUGCCUGUUUACCAAAAACAUCACCUCUAGCAUUACCAGUAUCAGAGGCACGGUCUGCCCAGUGACAUAUGCUCAACGGCCGUGGUAUCCUGACCGUGCAAAGGUAGCAUCAUCACUUGUUCCCUAAAUAGGGACUUGUAUGAAUGGCCACACGAGAGUUCAGCUGUCUCUUACUUUCAACCAGUGAACUCGACCUAUCCGUGAAGAGGCGGAUAUAAACAAGUAAGACGAGAAGACCUUACGGAGCUUUAAUUCAUCAAUGCAAAUAAAAACUCCAACAAGCCUACAGGCCCUAGCCUCCUAUCCCUGCAUUAAAAAUUUUGGUUGGGGUGACCUCGGAGCAUAAUUCAAUCUCUUAACAACCUAAACUAAGACCACACUAGUCUAAGUGAGUUUUUACACACUGAGCCAAUAAUUUGAUCAACGGAAUAAGUUACCCUAGGGAUAACAGUGCAAUCCUAUUCUAGAGUCCAUAUCGACAAUAGGGUUUAUGACCUCGAUGUUGGAUCAGGACAUCCUAAUGGUGUAGCCGCUAUUAAGGGUUCAUUUGUUCAAUGAUUAAAGUCCUGUGUGAUCUGAGUUCAGACUGGGGUAAUCCAGGUCUGUUUCUACCUAUUUAACAUUCCUCUUAGUAAGAAAGGACAAGAGAAAUAGGGCCCACUUCGUAACGUGCCCUCACUCCAUAGAUGAUGCUAUCUCAAUCUAAUAAAUCAUCACAUACUCUACCCAAGAGCAGGGUUU